AACAUAAAGUCGCAGUUUUCUUAUAAGUUGGUUGGUUUUAUUUUAAAUUUUAAAAUAAAUUUAGUGCAACAUUGAAACAAAAUCUUUAACAAUUUAUUAAAAAAAACAAAUACAAAGAUACUUAAAUAAAGUGUUAUUACUUUGGAUAGAUAAAAUAUAAAACAGUUUUUUCACAUGGAAACAAAUUGAAAUCUUGUUUAAGUGUUACUAUAAAAAAAAGCUCAACUAAAUUCUUAUUGGUAUUUAAAUUAAACAAAUUAAGAAUAUGUUUAGCGAUAUUAAAAAAAUGGCAAAUUUUUUAUGAAAUAAAUGUAUUUUUAUUAAAAUAAAUAAAAAAUACCAAUACUACUUGUGAAUAUUACGUGAGACGUAGCUCGGGUUGCGGUAGCCAUUAUUUUUUGUGUUUUUUAUGCCCGAUUAGUUUUUUUAUGAGAGUAAACGCGAAUGAAUAGAAGAAUAAUAAAAUAAAACGAAAAAGAAAAAAAUAACAACUACAAAGAAGCUUAUAUAUACAUGAAAUUGUUGGUGUGUGGAGUAAGGAGUGGUACUGACUGCCUGCAUUCUAAUUGGUAUUUAAGUUAAGAAUGAAUAAAGUGGAAUAGAAAAUUUUAAAAAAUCUAUAAUUAAGCAACAAAAUAUUGCAGCAAAACCUGUUAGUUGCAAUAACAAUGUUGCCAACUUUAACGAAGUUGCUGUUAUUUAAAAAAUGAAUACUGAUAAUGCAAUUGCUAAUGCAACAACUCCUGGUGAGUCAACAACAGUGGCAACAGCAGCAACAUUAUCAAAUACUACAACAACAACUGUUUCAGCAGUUGCAACAUCUAAUGGCUAUGAUCCGCAACAGCAGCAGCAGCAACAACAACAAAAUCGUCAUUCGCCUUUACAACAGCAACAACAACAGCAACAACAAUCCCAAUUAAAUGAGUCGCGUGAUAUUUUAACUGUUGUCCAAGCAACGAAUCAUACAACUCCACUAUAUAUGUCUACAUCAAAUGUUAAUGGUAGCCAAAGUGCUGGUGGUAUCAACCACUUAACACCAAUACCCUUAACACUAGCCUCAACGACAGCGACAUCAACAGCACCACCAUCAACAAUUGUAGUUGAGCCCAAACAUGUUAUAGCACAACACCAACCUACUAUAACUUCUACAAAUCCAACGACUACAACAGCACCACCACCGCUAUCAACUGGGGAUGUGGCUUCAGGUUCAAUUGUUGUGCCCAUGAGCACUACUUUAGUGUCUGCACAUGAUACACAUUUGCUGCAUCAUCAUCAGCACCAUCAGCAUCACGUACAUCAUCACCAUCAUUUGAAUCAAGGAUCUGGUUCACCUUUGUUGCUUAGUAGUUCUGGUCCAACACCGCCAACAACAGGAACAAUUUUAGCAAAUAAUCCACAAAAUUUGGGUAAAUAUUGGGUUGUGACAAACUUGUUUCAAGGAGCGCCUGGUCAAGCGGCUCAAUAUAACGAGGCAGGUGUUAAUCACACCCAAACAUCUAUAGCAGGAGUGCCUUCAUCAACAUUAGUGCGUGCUAUAGCUACAACUGCAGGCAGCCCAACAGUGGUAACAAAAACUGAAACAGUUUCGAGCAGUGCAGGAACACUGCAAAUACCACAAACUCAUAUGUUAUCUCAAGCGGGUAUAGGGCAACAAUUGCCAAAUGGCACUAUUAUAACAACACAAGCUCAGCAACAGCAGCAACAACAACAACAACAGCAGCAGCAAAGACAUGUUGCUGAACAUCAACAGCAGCAACAACAGUUGCAUGUUCAUGCCUUAAAUGCCGAGGAUAAUCGUCAACAACAACAACAGAUGAACCAACAACAGCAACAACAACAUGUGGCUGUUUUACAAACAAAUGAUGCCAUAAAAGAUGAGAAACCUUUUGCAAAUGGCAAAAUAACUGCCACCAAUCAACAGAUCAUUAUGCAGCAUAUAUCAUCUGCUGCUACAUCUGGUACACCGGCUACCUCGGGAGCUACUACUAUUACUUUAGGUGCUCCUAAAACCGAAAUUAAAGAUGAUGGUAGCGUGGUCAUGAGUGGAAAAUUACAUCCUGGUAUUGAAAUGUAUAAAGUUAAUAUCGAAGAUAUAUCUCAACUAUUUACCUAUCAUGAGGUAUUUGGGAAAUUACAUGGUGAUGUCAUGAAUCAUCCUUUGGCAGCAGCUCAUGCCUCCUUACCGGCAACUGCAAAUAGCAAUAUUGCGGCCGCUGUUUCAGCCACUACCACUAGUGCGGCAGAGGUUAAUAAUACCACGGGAGGUGUGACUGUAGUUACUAAUAGUGUACCCAUAACAGAGUCCACCAGCACCAGUACAGUUGUUACGGGAGGUGUAGUGGCUACCACUAGUACAGCGGCUAACUUAACAACAGCCAUUGCUACUAAUGUCAAUACUGCAGCAACUGCUACAGCGACGACUGCUGGUGUUACAGCCGGUGGUUUACUAAUGCCGAAAAUGGAAGGUGGUAUUACAAAUGUAGACCAAAAUACAGUCACGUUGGCACCCGACGGCACAGUGGUGUCAACUGGUGAACAUGUUUGCGAUAUAUGCGGUAAAAUGUUUGCCUUUCGCUAUCAAUUGAUUGUUCAUCGUCGCUACCAUACAGAACGUAAACCUUUCAAUUGUCAAGUCUGUGGUCAGGGUUUCUUUACGUCUCAGGAUCUUACACGUCAUGGAAAGAUUCAUAUUGGUGGACCAAUGUUUACCUGUUUAGUGUGUUUCAAUGUUUUUGCCAACAAUGCCUCUUUGGAACGUCACAUGAAACGCCAUUCAACGGACAAGCCUUUUGCCUGUACCAUAUGUCAGAAAACCUUUGCCCGCAAAGAACAUUUGGAAAAUCAUUUUCGUUCGCACACCGGCGAGACACCGUUUCGGUGUCAGUAUUGUGCUAAAACAUUUACACGUAAAGAACAUAUGGUCAAUCAUGUGCGUAAGCAUACGGGUGAGACACCGCAUCGUUGCGAAAUCUGUAAGAAAUCAUUUACGCGCAAGGAGCAUUAUGUUAAUCAUUAUAUGUGGCACACUGGUCAAACACCGCAUCAAUGUGAAGUAUGUGGUAAAAAGUAUACACGUAAAGAACAUUUAGCAAAUCAUAUGCGUUCGCAUACAAAUGAUACACCAUUUCGUUGCGAAAUUUGUGGCAAAAGUUUUAGUCGUAAAGAGCAUUUUACUAAUCACAUAUUAUGGCAUACAGGAGAAACUCCUCAUCGCUGUGAUUUCUGUUCGAAAACGUUUACGCGCAAAGAACAUUUAUUGAAUCAUGUACGUCAACAUACUGGCGAAUCACCGCAUCGUUGUACAUAUUGUAUGAAAACGUUUACGCGCAAAGAACAUUUGGUCAAUCACAUACGUCAACAUACUGGUGAGACACCGUUUAAGUGCACUUAUUGCACCAAAGCCUUUACGCGUAAAGAUCACAUGGUCAAUCAUGUGCGUCAACAUACUGGCGAAUCACCACACAAAUGUACAUUCUGUACGAAAACCUUUACGCGCAAAGAACACUUAACGAAUCAUGUGCGUCAACAUACUGGCGAAUCACCGCAUCGUUGCAGCUAUUGCAAAAAGACUUUUACGCGUAAAGAACAUCUUACGAAUCACAUACGUUUACAUACCGGUGAUUCACCGCACAAGUGUGAAUAUUGUCAGAAAACCUUUACGCGCAAAGAACAUCUCAACAAUCAUAUGCGUCAACAUUCUAGUGAUAAUCCGCAUUGUUGUAAUGUCUGUAAUAAACCAUUUACGCGCAAGGAACAUUUGAUAAAUCAUAUGUCACGCUGCCAUACUGGUGAUCGGCCAUUUGCAUGUGAAACUUGUGGAAAAUCAUUUCCACUCAAGGGUAAUUUACUCUUCCAUCAACGUAGUCAUACUAAGGGUCAGGAAAUGGAAAGACCAUUUUCAUGUGAAAAAUGUCCAAAAACAUUUAUUUGUAAAGGACAUUUGGUAUCACAUAUGCGCUCUCAUUCGGGUGAGAAACCGCAUGCUUGUACUUUAUGCAGCAAAGCAUUUGUAGAAAGAGGAAAUUUAAAACGUCACAUGAAAAUGAAUCACCCAAAUGCUCCAAUGCCACCACCCCCAGUGCCACAUCCAGUUAUACCAGCAGGAGUUUUGCCCCAAAUUAAACAGGAAAUUAAACCGGUUAUUAGUGAAUUAAAUCCUCUACAAACAUCAGCUCCUACCAUGCACACCAUACAACAAAUAACAGCAGGAGCCACAGCAAAUACUGUACAAUUAACAACGGGUUUGACUCCGAUGGUAACGUCAACUAUAACAUCGCAUGCUGCACAAAAACAAACUACACAGCCGCAAGUACAGCAACAGCAAUUACAACAACAACAGCAGCAACAACAAGUAGUAACAACACACCAACAACAACAGCAGCAGCAACAGCAAGUGACCGCUCAUCAACAAGUUUUACAACAGCAGCAACAACAUCAGCAAAAUCAAUUAUUGCAGUUGUCAAUACAACAAGCAGCUGCGGCAGCAGCUCAUCAGCAGAUACAACAACAACAACAGCAGCAGCAACAUCAAGAGCAGCAACGCCAACAACAGCAACAACAUCAUCAUCAACAACAACAGCAACAACAAUCCCAACAGCAAGCCCAUCAUCAACAACAACAAACGGCUUCAAAUGUUACUGUUGUAGCAGCUGCUCACCAACAGCAGCAGCAACAACCAUCUCAACAACAACAAACUCAAACCCAACAGCAGCAACCACCACCACAAGUGCCAAUCGCUUUAAUACAAAACGAUCAGGAAGCUUUGGCCCGUGCCACCAUGCAACAAUUGCAACAUAUGCCCGCUAAUGUUGAACAACAUCCCGUUGUUUACUAACAAAAACAACAACAGCAAAAUAACAAUUCAAUUACUUGGUAGCAAACUCUGCGUAUCCCGCAAAGUCAUCGAUAGAAGUUGAUUUAUGAUUAAGGAAAGCACAUACAUAUAACCAUUUGAAAGGGCAAAAAGAGGGCCAACACUUGCAAAUAAACUACGAAGAACAAUUUCCGUUAAGGUUUAUUUAAUUUAAUUUUUCUGUUGGGUCGUUUUUGUUGUAUUUUUAUUUUUUUGUUAUUUCUAACAACUAAGAUUAUUAUAAGAAACUAAAUUUUAUUUCUUUUUAACUAAA
Molecule: messenger RNA, 5126 nt
Organism: Lucilia cuprina (Australian sheep blowfly)
Lineage: Eukaryota; Metazoa; Arthropoda; Insecta; Diptera; Calliphoridae
Product: zinc finger protein 717
Exons: 10
Coding region: 707-4834 (1375 amino acids)
Biological process (GO): regulation of transcription by RNA polymerase II
Cellular component (GO): chromosome
Molecular function (GO): chromatin insulator sequence binding
Source: RefSeq, a predicted model, not a curated record